Messenger RNA from Stegastes partitus (bicolor damselfish), 1047 nucleotides. RefSeq names its product G protein-coupled receptor 65 (gene gpr65). The coding region runs from base 76 to 1047 and encodes 323 amino acids. Gene Ontology annotation, cellular component: membrane. The record is from RefSeq and is a predicted model, not a curated record. Lineage: Eukaryota; Metazoa; Chordata; Actinopteri; Pomacentridae. Gene Ontology annotation, molecular function: G protein-coupled receptor activity. Gene Ontology annotation, biological process: G protein-coupled receptor signaling pathway. The transcript is spliced from 2 exons.
CAACUCUUUUUUGAUUUUCUUUAAUCAACCAUGAAUUUCAUUGACAGAGUUUGGAAAUACAACUGAAUAAAGAGUAUGAACCCUGCAUCAGCAAUGGAAAACUUAACCCUGGCCACCAACGAUUCAGAAUGUUACUCAGCCGACAACACAUCGAGGCGAAGGCCAUUUUUCAUCUUCUACGGGGCUGUCAUCAUAACUGCCAUCCCGUCCAAUGCCUUCUUCCUCUAUGUAUCCUGGCAGCACAUUAGACAGAAGAACGAACUUGGUGUCUACAUGUUCAGCCUGGCGCUGAGUGACCUGACCUUCACUAUUGGCCUUUCUCUGUGGAUGGACUUCCUGUGGCGAGGAGUUUGGACAUUCGGAGGCUUAGUUUGUGUGCUGUCCGUCUACAUUCUCUUCACCAACUUCUACACCAGCGUGGCUCUCCUCUGCUGCAUCGCUGUUGAUCGCUACCUGGCAGUGGUUCACCCAUUGAAGUACACGUGUCUGAGGAAAGUUGCCACCGCUGCAGGGAUCUGUGUUGCCAUUUGGGUGUUAGUGGCCUGUUUCAACGCCACCACCGUCACUUUGGAAGACUCGUACCAUGAAAACAAUACAUUUGCAGUGUGCUUCGACGUCUUCCUCCCGCUGUCAAAGCACCAGGUUCAUGCUAAUGUAGCGCGCUUCUUCUUGGGGUUUGUUAUUCCGGUUCUCCUGGUGUUUUUUUCCACCUGGGGGAUAUGUGUGGCGGUGAAAUCCAACCAGGCCACACAGAAGGAGGAAUGCAAACGGAUUACAAAACUUUUGACUGUAGUUCUGGUCUGCCUUGUGUUUUGUUUUGGACCUAUCCACAUCAUGAUGCUUCUCCGUACACUGAUGAAUGACUGCAAGAGUUUUGCAUGGAUUUUCUAUCUAUACAAGAUCAGUACUGCUGUCUCAAGCCUCAAUUGCCUUCUAGAUCCACUCCUUUACUGUUUCAUGACUAGAACAGGGAGGGCGAAUAUCAAUCAGGUUGUCCUCUUCUUUCAGAGAAAGAAGAGAAGCACAGGUGAUGGUGUAACAACUUAA